Molecule: messenger RNA, 2706 nt
Organism: Pseudocercospora fijiensis CIRAD86
Lineage: Eukaryota; Fungi; Ascomycota; Dothideomycetes; Mycosphaerellales; Mycosphaerellaceae
Exons: 2
Coding region: 1-2706 (901 amino acids)
Source: RefSeq, a predicted model, not a curated record
AUGGAGAGAGCUGGCAGCAGGUUUGGCACUUCCCCCCAAAGCAUCACCGUCAAAUGGCUUGGACAGUCUCCCGACUAUCACGCAGGCACGACAUUUGGACUACCUUGGGCGCGAGGCCAGCACUAUGCGAAUAGCACUCACUUCUCUUCGGCGGGAGACCUUCAGUCAUGGAUCACAGCGUAUUGGCCCGAUGACUCUAUCAAAUGGACUGGUCAUGCUAUUCCGGCGUCUGAGGAGAUCCCUGACCAAUACACAAUUACAGCCAGCACAACUUUACCUUCUGGAAAUCACUCUUCCCCAAUCAUCGUAGCGCAAUCAGAUAACGAGGUCUCUGUGAACACAGGCAAGAUCACUGCUACAUUCGCGAAGACUGGAUCUGUCUUCUUGAGGAGUAUCGUUACUGCAGCUGGCAAGACAGUGGGUGAAAAUGGAUCACUUGUCUUGCACUCCCAAUCAGGCGUUGCGAACGACAUCCAGACCAGGACUGCGAAUAACAUAUCCUAUUACAACUUCGAGAGUAGCGUAUUCAAUGUGACGGUCGAUCAAGGCAGCUCAAGAACAUUGAUUACUGUCCGCGGCAAUCAUACAGAGACAUCCAAUGGCGAUCACAUUCCCUGGCUACCAUUUAUCCUUCGAUUCUACCUCUACGCCAACUCUGACGCCAUCCGUCUUAUUCACUCCUUAGUAUACGAUGGCAACGCAAACAGUGACUUCAUUGCAGGUAUUGGGAUCAGAUUCCAAGUUCCUUUGGCUGGGGAGGAGUACUACAACCGCCACAUUCGACUUGCAGGCGUGGACGGUGGGCUGCUCAGCGAGGCUGUCCAAGGCAUCACUGGGCUUCGCAAAGAUCCUGGCUCGAAAGUGAGAACUGCUCAAUUCGAGGGCCUGGAGACACCCGAUAUCAGCACAUGGGACACCCGUGUGUCGAGUAGAAUGCAGUGGGUCCCGACUUGGAACGAUUACAGCCUGACACAGCUGUCGCCAGACGGCUUCACUCUACGCAAACGCACCAAAGCUGGACAAAGCUGGGUCAAGAUACCAGGAUCGACAAGAUCUGGCGGGCUGGCCUACCUGGGAGGUGCAACACAAGGUGGCCUUGCUGUUGGAUUGAGGGACUUCUGGAAGCGCUAUCCGACUGGCUUGGACAUCAGGAAUGCAGCGACAGACGAUGGCGAGAUCAUCGUGUGGAUCUAUAGUCCGUCAGCAGAACCUCUCGAUCUUCGUCCAUACCAUGAUGGUCUAGGCCAGGACAGCUACGAGGAACAGCUCGACGCUCUUGAAAUUACCUACGAGGACUACGAACCCGGCUUUAACACGCCGUACGGGAUCGCGCGAACCAGCGAGCUCUUCAUUUAUGCUUUUGACAAAACUCCUUCUCAAGACCACCUGUCCACCUUGACGGAGCAUACAAACAACCCCCCAGUGCUAUUCGCAGAGCCAGACUAUAUCGCGUCAACAAAAGCGAUCGGGACAUACUGGGCACCACCAAGCAACAACCCUACAGCGUUGACCGCCAGAAUCGAAAGCAACCUCAACUUCCUCAACCAAUUCUACCAAGACCAAGUCGAGCAACGCCGCUGGUACGGCUUCCUCGACUUCGGAGAUUUCAUGCACACCUACGACCCCGAUCGUCACACAUGGCGCUACGACAUCGGCGGCUACGCCUGGGACAACUCCGAACUCUCCCCCUCCCUCUUCUUCUGGACCUCCUUCCUCCGCACCGGUCGCGCAGCCAUCUACCGUUUCGCCGAAGCCGAAACCCGCCAUGCCAGCGAAGUCGACAUCUACCACAUCGGCAAAUGGAAAGGUCUCGGGACCCGGCAUGGAAUCCAACACUGGAGCGACUCGGCCAAACAAGCCCGCAUCUCCAACUCUCAGUUCCAUAAAUUUUUCUUCUACCUCUCUGGCGGCGAUGAAAGGAUCGGUGAGAUUUUCCAAGAAUCUCUCGACGUCGAUCAAACUUACGAAACCCUCGACCCGAAUCGCAAAGUUCGAACCACCACCCCCCCUUCGGAAGAACCAAAACGUGCACCGAUCAGUUUGGGAACCGAUUGGUCCGCACUGGCCGCUUCCUGGCUCAUAGAAUACGAACGUCUCGGCCCACGCUGGGAGGAAGCGAAGCGGAAGCUUCACAACACGAUUUCCGGAAUCUCGACGUUGAAAAAUGGCUUCGUCACGGGUUCGGCAUGGUAUGAUUCUACGGAUGGCACGCUCUCCCCUCCCCCUACCGACCCAAACAAUACCAAGGGCAUCGUUGCAGUUUCGCAUUUAACUGCGGUGUUCGGGUUGGGGGAAGUUAUCGCGGAUAUCAUCGAACACUUCGAUCCCGUGGAUUUACCGGCGGGGUUCGAGGAGGUUUGGUUGGAGUACUGUUAUUUCUACCGUGCGCCUGCGGCGGAGCAGGUGGCGAGGUAUGGAGAGAGUUGGGGGGCGGAGGCGAGUUUGGGACAGUAUCAUUCGAGACUUUUGGCGUUUGCGGCGUGGAGGACGGGGGAUCGGGGGUUGGCGCGUAGGGCUUGGAGGGAGUUUUUGGAGGGUGAUGGGUUGAAUUCUACGGGUGUUUGGGAGAGGAGACGGUGGGAGGGGAGUGUGGUGCUCAGUCCGGUGGAUGAGGUGGAGGGGUUGAGUACGAAUGAUGUGGCGGGGUAUGGGUUGGCGGCGGUUGGGAAUUUGGGGUAUGUUGGGGGGUUUUUGGAGGAUUAUUGA